AUGGAAUAUUCUAGCAACGACGUAAAGCAACUGUUCAGGUCUGUCUACACCUUAGUGAAGGGACAGGACGAACAGAAAGCGACACUCACGGUAGACGAUAUCCUGCAGCCAAGUUUCCAGCUUAGCCACCGCGUACUGGUCUCGCAGUGUAUUCAACUGAUUUUUGAAGAUUUUGAAUGUGUCGGUCAGAAGUCACGGGAAAUCCUAUGGCGCAAGGGAUACUACGAUGUGGUCUCCGUGCUCAAGCGUCAAAAGGGCCGUGCAAAUGGAUCGGCUUUGCUGCACGCCGCCGACCGGUUGAUUAGUGAGGGCAUCAACUACUUCAAGGCCAUCGUGCUUCGCUUUCAACAAAUCUUCAAUCUGGAUUCGUUGCGCUACCUUGUCGAUUUUGCCCUGCUAGAGGACUACGAUAUGGAUAUGCUGCGUGAGGAACCUUCGUGCUACUCGCUGUUACAGCUGCAUACUCAAGAUGACGCUGCCGCAAAAGAGCUUUACACCAAGCAGGAAAUUUCAUUCGCACUGGAAACGAUCCACGCACUGUUAAUAUCGCUGGGAGACUUACAUCGCUAUCAGCUCGAGUUUGGUAUCGGGAAUCGGAUGCAGUUGCGCGAACGUACACGCAAGUACUAUCUGGAAGCGUUCAAGCUUAAUCCGAAGAUGGGCAUGCCACAGAACCAGCUCGGUAUGUUGGUAGGUGGACAGAACGGACAUCUUGACGCGGUGUAUCACUAUCUAUACUCGCUCUGCUGUACGAUUCCGUUCGAGUGCAGCGAGACGAAUGUAAAUGUAAUCUUUCAGAAGAACAUUCGCCACCUGGAGAGUGGUGGUGAGUUGGCGGAUGGUGUCGUGGACGGGAAUGAUAUACUUGUGGACGAAUUCAUCGCUACAUUUCUGCUUGUGGUGGAUGUGUUCUUUUACGACAAGGUCGUCACCGAUUUUAAUGCCCUGUGCCAUUCGGUGCUAAUUGAGUUUAAGAAGAUACUCAGCAUUCGGCAGUUACUGGAAGAGUACUAUCUGACGGAUGAUAUGCUGUUCAAAAUCGUUUCGAUACUGUUCUUUUGCAUGCACCGCAUCAAGAUGAUCAACUCGGACAAAAUCUACAGCUUGAACGCGUUUCUGGUGGCGCUCUGUUCGGAGUUGCUCCAGUGGUGCACGUCCAGCUUUGAAAAAUUCACGAGCGAACAUAGCCGCGAGGACGCUCAGUUUCAAGAGCUCUACCUUCGACGGUACCAACGCUACAGUGCACAGGUUAAUCGUGCGCGGGACAAAAUUAGGAAUGGAUCGGCGAUGUAUUCUAAGGAUCAGAAAUCUUCAUCCGGCGUGGAGGAGGGAACGGGCAGUCAGGAUAGUCGCGGUAAUAAGGAGAACGAGGUUGCGAAUCAUGGUGGGAAGGUAUCUUCUACAUCGAUCAUUGCCAGCGGAUCGAAAAAAGGUACUGACAAUGGACGUGGUAAAGGCACGAAUAGUCGCCAGAAGAAGCAUUCCCGUCGUCGUAGACGUGCGUAUUCGAAUGAAAGCGAUUCAGAGGAUGGAGAGCGCUAUGAAGACGAGGACGAGGAUGUAUCGGAGGACGAUUACUACGAUAGAUCGGGCACGGAGUCAAACCACAGCAGCAGCGAAGAAGAGGAGGAAGAUGAAGACGAUGCAAUGUCACUAUCGAGCUAUGGAUCGUACGACGAAUAUUCGGAUGAAGGAGACUAUGAUCAGGAGGAAGAUGGAGAUCAUUCCGAAGAGGAAGAGGAUCACCCCGGGGACCAUAAUGAAGAUGAACAGCAUGGCGUCAUCGCUUGCGAGGAGUUAACUCCGGAACAGUUGAAGUUCAAAAAACGCUACCAAAAGCUAGACCCUAACAUUGUGCUAGAGUUCGCCCAGGGCGAGCGUACGAUGCGUUCGCUGAAGGUCCUGUUCGAUUGGUUACUGUGCAACAUGGAUGUGCUGCACAAUUGCUACCAAUCAAACCCGGAGUUUCUGCACAAUAUCAUGAAGUUGCUGAAUUUCUUCAAUUUGGACUUCUUUACGAAUCGAUUCUAUUUCACGCGGGAUCUGAUCACCGUUCAGGGUUUGCGCCUGGAUCUGCAAGAGAUUUUUAACUGUCGUCGUACCAUUCCGCUGCAGGAGGACAUUGCGAUGAAGCGUUUUCCGUUGUUUGAACCAACCCAGGAGGGUUUGCUGUGGGAAACACCGUACAAGCUGGGCAUUGGCCAGGAAGAUGAAAGUUUCCUGCGCCUGAUGAAGAUGGUUGACUUCGGGUUUGCUGUGUGCAAGUCGAAGAAGUUUGACUACUGCUUCCAGCCGAAGGUGCGUGCAUUCAAAGUUCGAGUUGGCUACAAUGGAAGCGGCGGCAGCACCAAGGGUCGCAACAAGUCAUCGUCCAAGGGCCAACGCAACGGUGGGAAACAACGACGUAAGGGCGAUACGGCGAUGGGCAAAAAUGGCGGAAACAAGCGGGAUUGGAAUGCGGUGUGCGGUGGCGACACUGGAAAUAGAUCCCGUGGUCUAUCGUAUAGCCAGUCACGUACUGGUCGCACUGUGAGAGGUACUGGAUUGGGGGAGGAGAAAAAUCAACGUAAACCGAUCGACAAUAGUGAUCAUCGACGUGAGGAUGCGACGAAUGAUGUUCUGCUUUCACGGGAGCGUAAUAAGCGUCAGCGUAACAGAGUGCGCAACAAGACCCGGCAUGGAAACGACGAGUAUGGUUUGGCAGAAGGUCACGAACAAACUCCAACGUUGUUCACAAAAAAGGGCUAUCUGCACAAUCGUGCUAAUGGAAUGUUGAUACAACGUGGCGCUGGAUGCAACCCCGGAGUCCCUGAUGGAGAUGAGAUGCAACGGGAGAAAAAAGCAGGACCUCAGGAGAAAGGUGACAUCAGUGCUAUUAUGGGUCAACUAUGGUUACGGAAUGAGGUCGAAACGCUUGAAUCCAAGGUUAAUAAACGAGCUGGUAACUUAACGCUGACACCGUAUCUGGUGCUGGAUUCUAAAUGUCUGACCGAAUACACUUCUAUAGUGAAGAAUUUGAUCAGAACAAAGAAGUUUGUCGUUUUGAUCCCGGGCGCUGUUUUGGGUGACCUGGAUGAGUUGAAGAAGCAUAGCGAAGGUGCACGUAAUGCCAUCAAGUGGUUGGAGGUUGAGUUUAGCAAAGGCAAUCGUUUCCUGCGUGCGCAGAAGAACCACGAAUCAUUGCCAAUGCCAUUGGUGAAAAUUCCGAAAAAGUUAGAUCGCGAAGGUGCAGUAUUCAAUCAGAUCGUUCAGUUCUGCAACCAUAUUGUGACUGACCACGCCGAUAAUGAUAACGAUAUCAUCACCUACCUGUCGGGAGACAAUCUGCAGGACAAGAAACUCUGCAACGGUAGCAGCUACAUCGGCAUCCUGGAGGCGAUACCGGUCAAGUUUGAGCAAAUUGUCACGUUCUACUCUAGCUACAAGCGGAAAUGA
Anopheles marshallii is the source of this 3435-nucleotide messenger RNA. It is a transcript of the gene Smg5, whose product is annotated as nonsense-mediated mRNA decay factor SMG5. Bases 1 to 3435 code for a protein of 1144 amino acids. The transcript has 5 exons. Gene Ontology annotation, molecular function: protein binding; telomeric repeat DNA binding; telomerase RNA binding. NCBI's taxonomy places the organism in Eukaryota, Metazoa, Arthropoda, Insecta, Diptera, Culicidae. The record is from RefSeq and is a predicted model, not a curated record. Gene Ontology annotation, cellular component: telomerase holoenzyme complex. Gene Ontology annotation, biological process: nuclear-transcribed mRNA catabolic process, nonsense-mediated decay.